AUGGCACAAGGCAGCUUCCGGCGAGUGCAGGUUGUGGAGGUCGACGAGUCGGACGACGACCGGAGGGACGCACAGGAGUGCGCGCCCGAGCCGUCAGCGGACAUCCAGAUCGAGGCCAGCAGGCAGGGCGUCGACAAGGCCAAGCAGAAGGCGAAUAGCCUGUUCGCGCAGGGCCAGCUGGAGGAGUCGAUCAGGUGGUUCACCAAGUGCAUAUGGCUUGUGGACUCCAAGCGGGUAGCCGACGUGCCCAGCGACCAGCUUUCCAUCCUCCACGGCAACCGCGCACUGGCGCACAUUGCAGCGACCAGGUGGGCCGAGGCGGAGGCCGACUGCUCGCGGGCGCUGGCGCUGAAUAGCGCAAACUUCAAGGCCAGGUACCGCCGGGCAAGGGCACGCUUCGAGCUCGGGAAGUUCCAGGUGGCCCUUCAAGACGUCGACGACGUCAUGAAGGACCUGCCGGACCCGCAAAGCGGCAAGGAGGCCAUGGAGCUGAAGGACCAGAUCCGUGCGAAGCUCCAGGCCUCGGAGACUGGCCCAGGAGCCAGCGAGCCGCCGCAGGACUCGGGCUUCAGGCGCCUGCAGGUCGUGGAGGUCAGUGACGACGAGUCGGAUGAGGCUCCUGAGCAGGAGCCUUCCCCAGAGCUCCGAGUGGCUUGCAGCGUGCAGGGCAUCGAGGAGACCAAGAAGCAGGGAAACAGCCUUUUCGCAAAGGGUUCUUUCGACGACUCUCUCAGAUGGUUCUCCAAGGGCAUCUGGCUCGCAUCGAGCGGCAGGGUAUCCAAUGUGCCGAGCGAGUUGUUGUCGAUUUUGUACGCGAACCGCGCUUUUGCACAGAUCAAGUUGCAGAAAUGGGCAGAGGCAGACUCCGAUUGCUCGAACGCCCUCAGUAUCAACGGCAAGAACGUCAAGGCGCGGUACAGGCGAGCCAUGGCCCGCUACGAGAUGAACAUGGCGGAAGCCGCGCUCAAGGACGUCGAUCAGGUCCUCCAGGAACUGCCGGACGAUCAGAAAGAGGGCGAAGCAGCGGAGUUGAAGCGGACGAUAGAGGCCAAGCUUCGCGUGUCAUCCCCGAAGGUUGCCGAGCCGUCCUCAGAGCCUCCACCGGGCUUCCGGCGGAUGCAGAUUGUCGAGGCGAGUGAUUCAGAGGAGGAAGACGUCAAGGAUACAGGAGGUAAGGCAGCAAUGAAUAGGACCAUCUCGCCGAGCGGGGCUGCCCACGACGUGGGGCCGUCGUCCGCACCUCCAGCACCUUCAACGCAGCCGCCGGAGGGCUUCAGGCGCAUGCAGAUCGUCGAGGUCGAGGACAGCGACGAGGGCGAAGAGCCGGCGCAAGAGCGAGGCCAGCCCGAACCUUUCCCGGAGCUGAAGGUCGAGCGGAGCUUGCGAGGCAUGGAGGAGGCGAAGGGCCAGGGAAACAAGGCAUUUGCAAGCGGGGCCUUCGAGGAGUCCGUCAGGUGGUUCGCCAAGGCGAUAUGGGCAGCGGGCACGGAGCAAGGACCAGUAGCUUCGGGCGAGCAGCGCUCUGUCCUGCACUCCAACCGGGCGUUCGCGUUGGUGAAAUUGCGAAGAUGGGAGGAGGCCGAGGCGGACUGCUCUGAGGCCCUCGCACUGAACAGCCAGAACGUGAAGGCGCAGUACAGAAGAGCGAUGGCACGCUACGAGCUUGGCAUGGCCAAGGGUGCGUUGCAAGACAUCGAGCAAGUCCUGAAGGAUCUGCCCGAGGCGCAGAAGACAGGGGAUGCACUAGCGCUGAAAGAGAACAUCGAGGCACUAUGCAAGAGGCAGGCCCCCAAAGCACCUUCUCCCACAUCGGUCUCCAAAUCCGCAUCUAAGGUUGCCGACGGUUUCCGAAGGUUGCAGGUAGUGGAGGACGACGACUCGGACGAGGAGCCAGCAGACCAGAAGAAGUCGAGUCCCAAGGAGUCAGCGACCAGCCCAACUGCCACGGGGACCAUCUCGCCGUCGUCCGCACCUCCAGCACCUUCAACGCAGCCGCCGGAGGGCUUCAGGCGCAUGCAGAUCGUCGAGGUCGAGGACAGCGACGAGGGCGAAGAGCCGGCGCAAGAGCGAGGCCAGCCCGAACCUUUCCCGGAGCUGAAGGUCGAGCGGAGCUUGCGAGGCAUGGAGGAGGCGAAGGGCCAGGGAAACAAGGCAUUUGCAAGCGGGGCCUUCGAGGAGUCCGUCAGGUGGUUCGCCAAGGCGAUAUGGGCAGCGGGCACGGAGCAAGGACCAGUAGCUUCGGGCGAGCAGCGCUCUGUCCUGCACUCCAACCGGGCGUUCGCGUUGGUGAAAUUGCGAAGAUGGGAGGAGGCCGAGGCGGACUGCUCUGAGGCCCUCGCACUGAACAGCCAGAACGUGAAGGCGCAGUACAGAAGAGCGAUGGCACGCUACGAGCUUGGCAUGGCCAAGGGUGCGUUGCAAGACAUCGAGCAAGUCCUGAAGGAUCUGCCCGAGGCGCAGAAGACAGGGGAUGCACUAGCGCUGAAAGAGAACAUCGAGGCACUAUGCAAGAGGCAGGCCCCCAAAGCACCUUCUCCCACAUCGGUCUCCGAAUCCGCAUCUAAGGUCGCCGACGGUUUCCGAAGGUUGCAGGUAGUGGAGGACGACGACUCGGACGAGGAGCCAGCAGACCAGAAGAAGUCGAGUCCCAAGGAGUCAGCGACCAGCCCAACUGCCACGGGGACCAUCUCGCCGUCGUCCGCACCUCCAGCACCUUCAACGCAGCCGCCGGAGGGCUUCAGGCGCAUGCAGAUCGUCGAGGUCGAGGACAGCGACGAGGGCGAAGAGCCGGCGCAAGAGCGAGGCCAGCCCGAACCUUUCCCGGAGCUGAAGGUCGAGCGGAGCUUGCGAGGCAUGGAGGAGGCGAAGGGCCAGGGAAACAAGGCAUUUGCAAGCGGGGCCUUCGAGGAGUCCGUCAGGUGGUUCGCCAAGGCGAUAUGGGCAGCGGGCACGGAGCAAGGACCAGUAGCUUCGGGCGAGCAGCGCUCUGUCCUGCACUCCAACCGGGCGUUCGCGUUGGUGAAAUUGCGAAGAUGGGAGGAGGCCGAGGCGGACUGCUCUGAGGCCCUCGCACUGAACAGCCAGAACGUGAAGGCGCAGUACAGAAGAGCGAUGGCACGCUACGAGCUUGGCAUGGCCAAGGGUGCGUUGCAAGACAUCGAGCAAGUCCUGAAGGAUCUGCCCGAGGCGCAGAAGACAGGGGAUGCACUAGCGCUGAAAGAGAACAUCGAGGCACUAUGCAAGAGGCAGGCCCCCAAAGCACCUUCUCCCACAUCGGUCUCCGAAUCCGCAUCUAAGGUUGCCGACGGUUUCCGAAGGUUGCAGGUAGUGGAGGACGACGACUCGGACGAGGAGCCAGCAGACCAGAAGAAGUCGAGUCCCAAGGAGUCAGCGACCAGCCCAACUGCCACGGGGACCAUCUCGCCGUCGUCCGCACCUCCAGCACCUUCAACGCAGCCGCCGGAGGGCUUCAGGCGCAUGCAGAUCGUCGAGGUCGAGGACAGCGACGAGGGCGAAGAGCCGGCGCAAGAGCGAGGCCAGCCCGAACCUUUCCCGGAGCUGAAGGUCGAGCGGAGCUUGCGAGGCAUGGAGGAGGCGAAGGGCCAGGGAAACAAGGCAUUUGCAAGCGGGGCCUUCGAGGAGUCCGUCAGGUGGUUCGCCAAGGCGAUAUGGGCAGCGGGCACGGAGCAAGGACCAGUAGCUUCGGGCGAGCAGCGCUCUGUCCUGCACUCCAACCGGGCGUUCGCGUUGGUGAAAUUGCGAAGAUGGGAGGAGGCCGAGGCGGACUGCUCUGAGGCCCUCGCACUGAACAGCCAGAACGUGAAGGCGCAGUACAGAAGAGCGAUGGCACGCUACGAGCUUGGCAUGGCCAAGGGUGCGUUGCAAGACAUCGAGCAAGUCCUGAAGGAUCUGCCCGAGGCGCAGAAGACAGGGGAUGCACUAGCGCUGAAAGAGAACAUCGAGGCACUAUGCAAGAGGCAGGCCCCCAAAGCACCUUCUCCCACAUCGGUCUCCGAAUCCGCAUCUAAGGUUGCCGACGGUUUCCGAAGGUUGCAGGUAGUGGAGGACGACGACUCGGACGAGGAGCCAGCAGACCAGAAGAAGUCGAGUCCCAAGGAGUCAGCGACCAGCCCAAGCGUAACUGGUCCGCUGAUGGACGCGGGCUUCAAGAGAUUACAUAUUGAAGAAGUAAGCGAAGAUGAGUCGGAGGAAGCCAUGGAACAAGAGCCCAUUCCAGACAUUAGAGUUGAUGCCAGCAUUCAGGGCAUUGAGGAGACCAAGAAGCAGGGGAACAGUCUCUUCGCGAAGGGGUCUUUCGACGAGUCUCUCGGAUGGUUCUCUAAGGGCAUCUGGCUCGCAUCGAGCGGCAGGGUAUCCAACGUGCCCAGCGAGCUGCUGUCGAUCUUGCACGCGAACCGCGCUUUUGCACAAAUCAAGUUGCAGAAGUGGGCAGAGGCAGACUCCGAUUGCUCGAAGGCCCUCGGCAUCAACGGCCAGAACGUCAAGGCGCGGUACAGGCGAGCCAUGGCCCGCUACGAGAUGAACAUGGCGGAAGCCGCGCUCAAGGACGUCGACCAGGUCCUCCAGGAACUGCCGGACGAUCAGAAAGAGGGCGAAGCAGCGGAGCUAAAGCGGAAGAUAGAGGCCAAGCUUCGCGUGUCAUCCCCGAAGGUUACCGAGCCGUCCUCAGAGCCUCCACCGGGCUUCCGGCGGAUGCAAAUUGUCGAGGCGAGUGAUUCAGAGGAGGAAGACGUCAAGGAUACAGGUUGUAAGGCAGCAACGACGGGGACCAUCUCGCCGAGCGGGGCUGCCCACGACGUGGCGCCGUCGUCCACACCUCCAGCACCGCAGCCGCCGGAGGGCUUCAGGCGCAUGCAGAUCGUCGAGGCCGAGGACAGCGACGAGGAGGAGCCGCUGGAGUGCGCACCUGAGCCGUCAGCGGACAUCCAGAUCGAGGCCACCAGGCAGGGCGUCGACCAGGGCAAGCAGAAGGCGAACGGCCUGUUCGCGCAGGGCCAGCUGGAAGAGUCGAUCAGGUGGUUCACAAAGUGCAUCUGGAUGGUGGACUCCAAGAAGGUGACUGCCGUUCCCGGCGACCAGCACUCCAUCCUCCACGCCAAUCGCGCCCUCGCGUACAUCGCCGCGAGCAAGUGGCUCGAGGCCGAGGAAGAUUGCUCGAGGGCGCUGGGGCUGAACAACGCGAACUUCAAGGCGCGCUACCGCCGGGCGAGGGCGCGCUUCGAGCUCGGCAACUUCCAGGCGGCCUUGCGGGACGUCGACGACGCCCUGAAAGAGAUGCCAGACCCGCACAGCAGCAAGGAGGCGUCGGAGCUGAAGGAUCAGAUCCUCGCGAAGCUCCAG
Molecule: messenger RNA, 5361 nt
Organism: Prorocentrum cordatum
Lineage: Eukaryota; Dinophyceae; Prorocentrales; Prorocentraceae
Source: the annotation of a GenBank genome assembly